AGUGAUUAAGCAGUCUUUUUUGUUGUACAUGAAAAUUCUGGGGAACAUGAAAAUUUUCAAUUAAGCGGUCUAAUUUUUUUUUGUUUCCCUCUUUCUUUUCAUAAUUCACAAACCCUCUCCUAAUUCACAAAUACUCUUUCUUUUCCUAAUUCACAAACCCUUUCUUUUCGUUUCAAUUCCCCCUGUUCAUCCCCCACAACUCAUCCCUCUCAAAUUUCGCACAUAAUUCACAAACCCCCUUUCUUUUCGUUUCAAGUCAGAUUACAGUUCUUUGUAGGCGGGUUGAAAUUGCUUGAAUCAGAGUUUGAAAUUCUUUCAUUAUCAUAAUUCGUCGUCAAUUUGGUGUUUGUUCUCAACACUAGUGAACAAGAAUGACAAAGAAUGGAAGUAAUAAGCCUGAAAUUGCCUCAAAGUCCAUUAUAACACCUUAUGAGAAAGUUUGGUCCAUGACAAUGGAAAAAAAUGCCCAGAGGUUUAGAGAGUUAAGGCUCGACAAGAUUGCUCAGCAACUGUUGGAAAAAAAUAAGAACUUUGCAAAAGGAAAGAAGAAUGUGAAUUCUAAUGUAGAUGAUCCAGACUAUGUGCCUGAUAAAGAAGAUUGUGACCUCGAGGAGUUUGAGAUGUCUAAAGAGAGAGAGAGAUGUUUUGACUGAAGCACCAACCUCUAUACCUAAGAAGAAGAAGGAAAGAACUAGAGAGCAACCACCUAGGAAGAAUAAGAAGCAGCCAUUGUGCCCAUCUAUGGCAAUGGAUGAUUUCCUUGUUACGCAAAAUCAAAUGGAUCCAGCUGAAGGACAACAAAUAGAGAAAGAUGUACAACAAUUAGAGCAAGUUCGACAAAAUUCUAAGCGCCGCUUUCGACCAUUAUUCCACUAGAAAGCCGAGGAGAAUAUGUUUCCGCACAAGUUCCUAAGAAGAAAGGGCGAGGUCCUUCAAAUUUGUUUGAUGUCCAUGCUCGCAAAUGGGAAGAUCGCGUAACUAUCUACUGUAAUGACAAAGGACAACCUAUCGGGCCUGAAAAGGCAAGGAAAGAGCUAACUAGAUUCUUAGGAACUAUUGCUCAUGAUUACAAUUGGGCUCCCUUGACAUACACAAAUUGGAAAAAAGUUCCAAAAAAGGAGAAAAUUUGUGAAUUUGUGAAUAGCAAAUACAUCCUUCCAGUUGAAGCUAAGGAUUGGGUAAUGGAGACUCUUGAUCAAUCUUGGAGAGGAUUCAAAUGUCGCCUCAAAAGGGAUCAUUAUUAUAUGUAUGACACCUAUGAAGAGAGAUUAAAGCAUCCUCCGGAAAGAGUGCCUGAAGCUCAUUACAAAACACUUUUAGCUUAUUGGGGAACAACAAUAGCAAAGAAAACCAGUUUGCAGAAUUUUGAAAAUCGGCAUGAACAAGACAACAUACAUACAAAUGGUCAUGUUUCCUUUGCCAUGAAACAUGAGCAGUUGCUACAAAAAGAUGGUGUGGCACCAUCAAAAAGAAGAAUGUUUGAAGAGACUCGACGACAAAAGGAGGGAAUAACUUAUGAUCGACCUUAUGAUGAUACACAACAGAAGAUACAAGCAAUGAGGGAAUUGGAAGCUUCUCAAGAUGAUCAGAGUGGUGAAUAUGUUAAGGAUCCAUUUGAUGAAGUUAUGGGAAAUGCACGUCGAGGUACAGAAUUAUUACAAGGCCUUGGUGCCAAUCGUAAGAAGCGAAAAGAUAAAGGACCUGGUACCUCUUUGAUUCUACCAGAAGAGGUCAUGAAGUCUAUCAAAAGUUCUGUAACUGCUGAUGUUCAAAAGGAUAUAAAUGCUCAAAUUGAAGAAUUUGCCAAGGAAAAAGAAGUUCAUGCUGCACAAGUUGCUGCACAAGAAGCUGAAAUAGAGAGGAAAACAAAGGAUCUUGAAUCUGAGACCUUAAAACUACAAGAGAUACGCAUGGAUAUUGAAAAUCAGCAAGGAAAUAUAACUCUUGAUGCAGUAAUAUCAGCACUUGCAAAACUACGCCAAAAAGAUCCUAGCUUGACUCCGGAAAUUAUUGCAAAAGCUAUCGUUUCAACCACUACAAAUGAUCCAUAAACUAUAUUAUUUAAGAUUAAGAACAGGAGAUUAUUUAUAUCCAAGUAUCAAGUGCUCCAUCAAACAUCUAAAGAUCUAUUGGAAUUUAAGCAAAAAUAUUAGAUUGGUUUUUUUUUUUUUAAUUUUUUUUUUAUUUUUAUUUUGGUUUUGGAAUUUUUAUUAGAUUAAUGUAUGAAAUAUUUAGAUUAAAUGUUUUUGUUGUUUGUAACAAAUAUUUAGCUUAUCAUUUAGAAUUGAUUUGAAUUAACUACGUAUAAAUUUUUAUGGAGAACUUGUACUAAUCGAUUAUAUGCUA
Chenopodium quinoa (quinoa) is the source of this 2346-nucleotide messenger RNA. RefSeq lists its product as uncharacterized. Bases 1182 to 2051 code for a protein of 289 amino acids. The transcript has 9 exons. Lineage: Eukaryota; Viridiplantae; Streptophyta; Magnoliopsida; Caryophyllales; Amaranthaceae. The record is from RefSeq and is a predicted model, not a curated record.